This is a messenger RNA of Hyla sarda, 3052 nucleotides long. Its product is annotated as oocyte zinc finger protein XlCOF6-like. NCBI's taxonomy places the organism in Eukaryota, Metazoa, Chordata, Amphibia, Anura, Hylidae. The record is from RefSeq and is a predicted model, not a curated record. The transcript has 6 exons. The coding region runs from base 226 to 2841 and encodes 871 amino acids. Gene Ontology annotation, biological process: negative regulation of transcription by RNA polymerase II; regulation of cytokine production; regulation of immune system process.
ACAUUACUAUUAACCCCUUCAGGUCCUCAAGGUUUUAUGACUUAAGGAAGAAGAUCACAAGAUCCAGAACUUUCUGUGUAUUUGUCUCUUUCUCCGUCUGUUGUUGUUUCUAUUAGCAGCCGCCAUUUCUCAUCGUCUCCUCUUCUUCCCUUCAGGUUUCUCCAAUCCAGGAUCCUCUGCUGAUAUCUUCUAUAUAAGAUAAUUCUCCUGGAUGACCCAUCAACCAUGGAGAGAGACAGGAACAAGAUGGCCGACAGGAUCAUAAACCUCACCCUACAGAUACUCUUCCGGCUUACUGGAGAGGAUUACACAGUAGUGAAGAAGUCUUCUAGUGGGCGCUGUCCACUGAUCCAUGAGGAAAUGAAUGAACAGAAUAUCCGAGAACUCAUCAAUAAGAUGAUGGAGCUGCUGACUGGAGAGGUUCCUAUAAGGUGUCAGGACGUGGCGGUCUAUUUCUCCAUGGAGGAGUGGGAGUAUGUAGAAGGACACAAGGAUCAGUACAAGGAUCAGGUCAUGAUGGAGGAUCAGCAGCCCCUCACAUCACCAGUCAGAUCCAGGAGAACAGCACCAGAGAAGUGUCCCCGUCCUCUUGAUGAGCCGUAUAAGGAGGACAUUACUACAGGGAAAGAUCUGAUCUAUAUUAAUGCUACAGACAUAAAGGAAGAAGAAGAGACCGAUAUGAGCGGUGAUGAGCAGUAUGAGGAGGACAUUCCUACAGGGAUAGAUCUUAUCUAUAUUAAUGCUACAGACAUAAAGGAAGAAGAGACAGAUGUGAGCGGUGAUGAGCAGUAUGAGGAGGACAUUUCUACAGGUGAACACCCAGAUUCUUGUACCAGGAGAUCAGAGGAGAAUCUUCUAUCUUCAGAUUAUAAAGCAGAUGAUGAUAUCACACAAGAUACAUAUGAAGAACAUUCCAUUAUCCCAGAUACACCCUCAGCCCUUCACAGCCAAGAUCUCUCAUCUCAUCCUUAUAUACAGGUCCUGUCUUCUCAGUCAUCACAGGAUGUUCAGCAAAAUAAAGGUCACAGAAGAAAUGAUGGACAUCAACAAGCUCAUACAGGAAAGAAACUGUAUUCAUGCUCAGAAUGUGGGAAAUGUUUUACUUUUAAAUCAGGUCUUGUUGUACAUAAAAGAACUCACACCGGAGAGAAGCCAUUUUUAUGUUCAGAAUGUGGGAAAUGUUUUACUCAGCAAUCAGAUCUUGUUAAACAUCAACAAACUCACAAAGGGGAAAAGCCAUUUUCAUGUGCAGAAUGUGGCAGAUGUUGUACUAAAAAAUCACAUCUUGUUGCACAUCAGAGAACUCACACAGGGGAGAAGCCAUAUUCGUGUUCAGAAUGUGGAAAAUGCUUUGCUUGGAAAUCGGAUCUUGUUAAACAUCAGAAAACUCACACAGGGGAGAGGCCAUUUUCAUGUUCAGAAUGUGGCAAAUGUUUUACUCAAAAAUCACAUCUUGUUGAACAUCAGAGAACUCACACAGGGGAAAAGCCUUUUUCAUGUUCAGAAUGUGGGAAAUGUUUUACUCAGAAGUCAAGUCUUGCUAUGCAUCGAAAAACUCACAAAAUAGAGAAGCCAUUUCCGUGUUCAGAAUGUGGAAAAUGCUUUACUUGGAAAUCGGAUCUUAAUACACAUCAGAAAACUCACAAAGGGGAGAAGUCAUUUUCAUGUUCAGAAUGUGGAAAAUGUUGUACUAAAAAAUCACAUCUUGUUGCACAUCAGAGAACUCACACAGGGGAGAAGCCAUAUUCGUGUUCAGAAUGUGGAAAAUGCUUUACUUGGAAAUCGGAUCUUGUUAAACAUCAGAGAACUCACACAGGGGAGAAGCCAUUUUCAUGUUUGGAAUGUGGCAAAUGUUUUACUCGAAAAGCAAAUCUGGUUAAACAUAAACGAACUCACACAGGAGAGAAAUCAUUUUCAUGUGUAGAAUGUGGGAAAUAUUUUAUUCAGAAAUCGCAUCUUGUAAAACAUCAAAGAACUCACACAGGGGAGAAGCCAUUUUCAUGUUCAGAAUGUGGAAAAAGUUUUGCUGACAAAUCAAAUCUUGUUCAACAUGAAAAAACUCAUGCUGGAGAAAAGCCAUUUUUAUGUUCAGAAUGUGGGAAAUGUUUAACUCAUAAAUCAGAUCUUAUUAAACAUCAAAGAACUCACACAGGCGAGAAGCCAUUUUCUUGUGAAGAAUGUGGGAAAUGUUUUACUCACAAUCCAGAUCUUAUUAAACAUCAAAGAACUCACACAGGAGAGAAGCCAUUUUCAUGUUCAGAAUGUGAAAAAAGUUUUAGCGACAAAUCAAAUCUUGUUCAACAUGAAAAAACUCACACAGGAGAAAAGCCAUUUCCAUGUUCAGAAUGUGAUAGGAGUUUUACUCAGAAAUCACAUCUUGUUAAACAUGAACGAACUCACACAGGAGAGAGGCCAUUUUUAUGUUCAGAAUGUGGGAAAAGUUUUACUCUGAAAUCGCAUCUUGUUAAACAUCAAUUAAGUCACACAGGGGAGAAGCCAUUUCAAUGUUCAGAAUGUGGGAAAUGUUUUACUCAGCAAUCAAGUCUUGUUAAACAUGAACGAACUCACACAGGGGAGAAGCCAUUUUCAUGUGUAGAAUGUGGGAAAUGUUUUACUCGGAAAUCAAGUCUUGUUAAACAUGAACGAACUCACACAGGAGAGAAGCCAUUUUCAUGUGUAGAAUGUAAGAAGUGUUUUACUCAGAAAACAAAUCUUGUUAAACAUCUAAGAACUCACACAGGGGAAAAACCAUUUUCAUGUUCAGAAUGUGGGAAAUGUUUUACUCAGCAAUCAAGCCUUGUUCAACAUCAAAAAAUUCAUACAGGACCGAAGUCAUUUUAAUGUUCAGAAUGUAAGAAAUGUUUUACCCAAAAAUAAACACUUAUCAGACAUCUAUGAAUUCACACAGGAGAGAAGACAAUUCAUAGCAAUAAAUGAUGCAGAUAACACUUCUAUAUAUUAACCAUGUACAUAGGAUAUCUGACAUUUAUACAUAUAUCAUAUACUGCAUCUCCAAACUUGUUCCCAAUUGUUAAUAAAAGUUUUCUUUUAG